GCGUGGCGGAGAGCUGGGUGGCUCCGACAGCCGGCCCGGGCGAGGCGAAGGGGCGCACGCAUGUUCCCAGCGAGCACGGUGCCCUCCUGCCCGCAUCCUUACCCGGCCGCCGCCAAGGCCCGGCAUGGCUGGCGACUGGGCGCCGGGGACUGCCGGGCCGCUCCGCCCUCCUUCCUCCCGGGCUGCCGGCAGCUCACGGCCGCCGACUACCUCGACAGCUACCGGCGGGCGCAGCUCGCGGCCCUGCUGUCGCGGGCGGGCCCCCGGGCGGUGAGCAGCCGCGACGCCGCCGUGCAGGUGAACCCGCGCCGCGACGCCUCGGUGCAGUGCUCGCUCGGGCGCCGCACGCUGCAGCACGGACGGCGCCGGCCCCGGCCCGCCCCCGACGCCCAGCCCGCUCCCCGCCGGCCGCGCAGCCCCGCCGGCGCCGCCAGGCCCGCGCGCUCCUGGCGCCCCGUCGCCGUGUACUCGCCGCUGGGCUUCCCCUCGCUGGAGGUCGCGGGGGGCGGGCAGACGCCCACGAAGGGGGGAGGGGAGCCGAGGCCGGCGCCCGCGGGGACCCCGGAGCCGGAGCCCGGAGGGGUGGAGGAGGAGGAGGAGGAGGCGGUCCCCCAGCCGCGCUCCGGAGAGCACGACGUCCUGGCCGACGCGCAGGCGGGGCCGGAGCAGCCGCCGCGGGAGGACCCGGGCAGCGAGGAGGCGGCGGCGAAGCAGCCCGGGGCCCGGCGUCCCGAGCCGCGUCCUGCCGCGGAGACGGCCCGGGACCCCGGCGAGCCGGCCGCCGACGGGGCCUCGCCGCAGAGCCCCGAGCAGGACAGGGAGCGCCUCCGCUUUCAGUUCCUAGAGCAGAAGUAUGGCUACUAUCACUGCAAGGACUGCAACAUCCGGUGGGAGAGCGCCUACGUGUGGUGCGUGCAGGGGACCAACAAGGUGUACUUCAAACAGUUCUGCCGGGAGUGUCAGAAAUCCUACAACCCCUACCGCGUGGAGGACGUCACCUGCCAAAGUUGUAAACAGACUAGAUGUACCUGCCCAGUCAGACUUCGCCUUCGCCACGUGGACCCCAAACGCCCCCAUCGUCAAGACCUGUGUGGGAGAUGCAAGGACAAACGCCUGUCCUGUGAUAACACCUUCAGCUUCAAAUACAUCAUUUAGUCAGAACCCGCUCCUGCUAGAUAGGGUCGGUGGAGCGGACCUGUGAGCACUCUCCAACGCCCCUCCCCUCCCCCUUUCUCAAAACACUUCACGAAAAGGCAUCGUGCUUUGAUAAAGCUUGUGAAUAAAAGGUCUUGCAAAGAG
Molecule: messenger RNA, 1299 nt
Organism: Psammomys obesus (fat sand rat)
Lineage: Eukaryota; Metazoa; Chordata; Mammalia; Rodentia; Muridae
Gene: Zar1
Product: zygote arrest 1
Exons: 4
Coding region: 61-1155 (364 amino acids)
Biological process (GO): translation
Cellular component (GO): cytoplasm
Molecular function (GO): mRNA base-pairing post-transcriptional repressor activity
Source: RefSeq, a predicted model, not a curated record